Molecule: messenger RNA, 4532 nt
Organism: Williopsis jadinii
Lineage: Eukaryota; Fungi; Ascomycota; Saccharomycetes; Phaffomycetales; Wickerhamomycetaceae
Product: pleiotropic drug resistance protein PDR
Exons: 1
Coding region: 1-4488 (1495 amino acids)
Biological process (GO): xenobiotic detoxification by transmembrane export across the plasma membrane
Cellular component (GO): membrane
Molecular function (GO): ATP hydrolysis activity; ABC-type transporter activity; ATP binding
Source: RefSeq, a predicted model, not a curated record
AUGUCAAGUACUGAGAAAUCUUCUGAAGACAGUAUUGACACCAACGAUGGUGUCAACACUUACAGAGGUUUCGAUGCAGACGUUCAAGAACAAGUGCAAGACCUUGCCAGAAUACUCACAAACAAAUCUUAUAGCUCAUCAUGCCAGAACAAGGCGGACAGUGAUUUGCUAUCAAGAGUUUCUACUGUCGCUCCUGGUGUUGAUCCAAUUACCGGUCUUGAGCAAUUAGAUCCUAGAUUGGAUCCAAACAGCAGCGACUUUUCUUCCCGUUAUUGGAUCAAGAACUUUAGGGCUCUUAUGGAUAAGGAUCCCGAGCACUACAACAAUUAUUCCUUAGGUAUCACAUAUAAAAACCUAAGAGCAUACGGUGAGGCUACAGACGCAGAUUACCAGUCCAACGUUGUCAAUGCUCCAGCCAAGCUGUUCGGUGGUCUCUACAAGAAGUAUUUCAGAACAAGCUCAGCAAAGGAGAAAGUUCAAUUCGAUAUUCUCAAGUCUAUGGAUGGUAUUAUCAAACCUGGUGAGGUUGUCGUUGUCCUGGGUAGACCUGGUUCUGGUUGUACCACUUUGCUUAAGACAAUUGCAUCCAAUACCCACGGUUUUGACAUCGCACCAGAGUCAGAGAUCACUUAUGAUGGAUUGACACCGCAAGAGGUUGUCAAGAGUUUUAGAGGUGAGAUUGUUUACAACGCAGAAGCUGAUAUCCAUUUCCCUCAUUUGACCGUUUGGCAAACAUUGUAUACCGCUGCAAAGUUCAGAACUCCUGAAAACAGAAUCCCGGGUGUUUCGAGAGAAGAGUUUGCAGCUGCAUUGACGAAGGUUUACAUGGCUACAUAUGGUUUGACCCAUACUAAGAACACCAGAGUCGGUUCUGAAUUGGUUCGUGGUGUUUCCGGUGGUGAGAGAAAGAGAGUUUCUAUUGCUGAGGUGUCACUGGCCGGUUCUAAGCUACAAUGUUGGGAUAAUGCCACAAGAGGUUUGGAUGCAGCUACAGCAUUGGAGUUCAUUAGAGCCUUGAGAACAUCUGCAGAUGUCUUGGAUACAACAGCAUUGAUUGCCAUCUACCAAUGUUCUCAAGAAGCUUAUGACUUGUUUGAUAAAGUCUCGGUCUUGUAUGAAGGUUACCAGAUCUACUUUGGAAGAGGUGACAAGGCAAGAGAAUAUUUCAUCAAGAUGGGUUGGGAUUGUCCACAACGUCAAACCACUGCCGACUUCUUGACUUCUGUUACCUCCCCAAGGGAACGUGUUGCCAGAAAAGGAUAUGAAAGCAAAGUUCCUAAGACCGGUAAAGAGUUUGAAGCCUAUUGGAAAGCAUCUCCAGAGUAUGCAGAAUUAAUGAAGGAAAUUGAUGCAAAUUUACACCAAACCUCUCAGAGCUCUACCAAAGAUGUUAUCCUCUCCGCUAAGCAUGCUAGACAGUCUAAGAACAUGAGAAAGUCCUCUCCUUUCACUGUUUCUUUCCCAAUGCAAGUUAGAUAUCUGUUGACUCGUGAAUUCCAGAGAAUCAGAAACGAUAUCUUCUUCCACGCUUUCUCUGUGUUGUCCAAUUCUCUUAUGUCCCUCGUCUUAUCAUCUAUUUUCUACAACUUGCAAAAUGAUACUGCUUCCUUUUACUACAGAGGUGCUGCUAUGUUUUUGGCCGUCUUGUUCAACAGUUUUGCUUCUUUCUUGGAAAUCAUGUCUCUUUUCGAGGCAAGACCAAUUAUCGAAAAGCAUAAGCAAUUUGCACUGUACCAUCCUGCUGCAGAUGCCCUGGCAUCUGUCAUAUCCCAGACUCCGUUCAAAAUGAUAACAGCUCUGUUCUUUAACUUGGUGUUCUAUUUUAUGGUCAAUUUGAGAAGAGAUCCUGGUCGUUUCUUCUUCUACUUCUUCGUGAACAUCCUGGCCACAUUUACCAUGUCUCACGCUUUCAGAUUGAUCGGUUCCAUGUCAAAUAGUUUGGCUCAGGCGUUGGUUCCCGCUCACAUCAUUUUACUUGGGUUGGUUAUGUUCCUUGGUUUCACUCUUCCAACACCAUAUAUGCUUGGCUGGUGUAGAUGGAUGAACUAUUUGAAUCCGUUGGCUUACACUUUUGAAGCGUUGAUGGCCAAUGAAUUCCACGAUCGAGAAUUUGACUGCACACAGUUCAUUCCUGGUAAUCCAAAUGAACACCCAGAAUGGCCUUCUGCUGCUUGGGUGUGUGAUGCUGUUGGUGCAGUUGCUGGUGAAUACUCUGUUAGUGGUGAUGCCUACUUGAGCUUGUCAUAUGAUUACUCCAAUGGUCAUAAGUGGAGAAAUGUUGGUAUCUUGAUCGCUUUCCUUGUUGUUUUGUUGGCUGUCUAUAUGCUCUUUGCUGAGUUUAACGAAUCUGCGAAACAAAAGGGUGAAGUCUUGCUGUUUCAAUGGUCUACUCUUAGAAAGAUCAAAAAGGAUAAAGCUUCAAAUGAUCUCGAGGCAGGUAAGGAACGUGAUGUAACUGAACAGAAUGAUGAAGGUGAUGAUGUUAACGUCGAAGCACUGCAAGCUGGUAAGGAUAUCUUUCAUUGGAGAGACGUCCAUUACACUGUGAAAAUCAAGACAGAGGAGAGAGAGAUUUUAGCUGGUGUUGAUGGUUGGGUUAAGCCUGGUACGUUGACUGCGCUGAUGGGUGCCUCCGGUGCUGGUAAGACCACUUUGUUGGAUGUUCUUGCCAGUCGUGUCACUAUGGGUGUUGUCACAGGUAACAUGUUUGUCAAUGGUCACUUGAGAGAUUCUUCUUUCCAGAGAUCCACCGGUUAUGUCCAACAGCAAGAUUUGCAUUUGGAUACUGCAACAGUACGUGAAGCUUUGAGGUUCUCUGCUUAUUUGAGACAACCUUCUUCUGUCUCGAAGAAAGAAAAGGAUGAUUACGUCGAGGAAGUUAUCAAGAUCUUGGAUAUGCAGAAGUAUGCUGAUGCUGUUGUUGGUGUUGCUGGUGAGGGUUUGAACGUUGAACAGAGAAAGAGAUUGACCAUUGGUGUUGAGCUUGCUGCUAAGCCAAAGCUUCUGUUGUUCUUCGAUGAGCCAACAUCUGGUUUGGAUUCCCAAACUGCUUGGUCCAUUUGUCAGUUGAUGAGAAAGCUUGCCAAUCACGGCCAAGCUAUCUUGUGUACCAUUCAUCAGCCUUCUGCUAUCUUGAUGCAAGAGUUUGACAGACUUCUCUUCUUGGCUAGAGGUGGUCGUACGGUCUACUUUGGUGACCUCGGUAAGAACUGUCAAACCCUUAUUGAUUACUUUGAGAGCCAUGGCUCGCCAAAGUGUCCACCAGAGGCUAAUCCAGCAGAGUGGAUGCUUCAUGUCAUUGGUGCAGCUCCUGGUUCUCAUGCAAACCAGGACUAUCACCAGGUCUGGUUAGAAUCUGAUGAACGUAAGGCUGUUUUGGCAGAGCUAGAUCAUAUGGAGAAGGAAUUGGUGAAACUCCCAAAGGAUGAGUCCAUUGGUAAUGAUGAGUUUGCAGCUCCAUUCUAUAAGCAGUUCUGGCUUGUUACAGAAAGAGUUUUCCAACAAACUUUUAGAACUCCAUCUUAUAUCUGGUCCAAGCUGUGUCUCUCCAUCAUUCCUUCUAUUUACAUUGGCUUUGUCUUCUUCAAUGCCAAUGCAACUAUGCAAGGUCUUCAAAACCAAAUGUUCUCUGUUCUUAUGUUCAUCACUAUCUUCAACCCACUUCUACAACAGAUGUUGCCAACGUAUGUGGCAGCUAGAGAUCUUUACGAGAUGAGAGAACGUCCUUCAAAGACCUUUUCUUGGAAGGCCUUUAUGCUUUCUGAAAUUGUUUCUGAAAUUCCUUGGAAUGCAUUGAUUGGAACCAUUGCUUUCUUCUGCUGGUACUACCCUGCUGGUUUCUACCAUAACUCUCAUAGUACUUCUGAAGUGAACCAGAGAGGUGCAUAUGCUUGGUUCUUCUGUGUGAUGUUCUUUGUCUAUAUUGGUACGAUGGCACAUAUGUGUAUUGCUCCAAUUCGUCUCGAAGAUAUGGCUGGUACAAUUGCUUAUCUGUUUUUCACCUUAUGUAUUACCUUCUGUGGUGUUAUGGUGAGUCCAGAUAUUUUACCUGGUUUCUGGAUCUUCAUGUAUAGGGUAUCACCGAUGACAUAUUUUGUCUCUGGAUACCUGGCUAAUGCAGUUGCACAUGCCGAUGUUAUCUGUGCUGAGAACGAGUACAGAGUUGUUACUCCACCACCUGGUGUCUCCAGCUGUGGUGAGUAUUUUGAGUCCUACAUCGAAGCUGCCGGAACUGGUUAUCUUAUUAACCCAAAUGCCGCUGAUCAAUGUCAAUUCUGUCCUCUGAGUAGUACAGAUGACUGGCUACACUCUGUCGGUAUCUCAUAUGGUGAAAAAUGGAGGAAUUUGGGUCUCUUGUGGGUCUAUAUGAUUUUCAAUGUUGUUGCUGCCAUUUUCCUCUACUGGUUGGCAAGGGUUCCAAAGAAGAGUGGUAGGGUGAAAGAGCAAGCGUCUUCUAAACCUUCAACACAGAAGGAGAAGAGUUCCUAAAAUACCCUGAAGAAUCUCUUCCUUAUUUUUCUACUUCAAAUCUU